AUGGCUCCUCACCAAAAUGGACAUAAGGAGCUUCUUCAGCGGAUUAAGCGACUCAACCACCAACAUAAAUCAGCUGAGCAAUAUGCUAAAUAUAUCAUGUGCAAUGUGAAGGCAAACCCCAAAGAGACUGUGGAAGCAGGCACUUUCCAGAGCAUUUCACAAAACGCAGGGGAGCAAAGUUCAGAGCCUGAUUAUACGAGGAAGCCGCUGGUGGAGAAGAAGCGCCGGGCGCGGAUCAACGAGAGCCUGCAGGAGCUGCGGCUGCUGCUGGCCGACAGCGAGGCGAAGCUGGAGAACGCGGAGGUGCUGGAGCUGACGGUGCGGCGGGUGCAGGCCGUGCUGGAGCGCCGCUCCCUCGAGGGCGGGCGGCUGCAGCGGGAGGCCAGCGAGCGCUUCGCCGCCGGCUACAUCCAGUGCAUGCACGAGGUGCACACCUUCGUCUCCGGCUGCCCCGGCAUCGACGCCACCACGGCCGCCGAGCUGCUCAACCACCUGCUGGAGUCCAUGCCCCUCGACGAGGGCGCCUUCCCGGACUUGAUGGCGGACGUUUUGGCCGACCCCUGGCCCGGCGGUGGUGGUGGCGGCGGUGAGGCCUUGGCGGCCGCCGCUGCCAGCCUGGCCCUCCCCGCCUCGGCCCCCUCGCCUUCCCCCAGCGAAGAGACCUGCUCCGACUCGGAGGAGGGGGAGCCCGAGCCCGGCCAGACCUCCACUGAGGGACUGGACGCUUCCCGGACGCGCAGCCUGCCUUCGCCCAGCUUACCCAAAUCCAUGUGGAGACCCUGGUAAUGGAGGAGCCCAGCAGGAGUUGGACGCAGACCUACCUAGCGGGGAGAAGCAGCCAGGCCCCCCUCCCGGCUCCCCUGCCAGCAGCUGUGGGGACCGGCCAUCCACGGGCCCGGGGGGCUGCAUCCACGGCACUCGUACGCUGUCACACCCUGACAGGCUAAUAGCUAAACGCAUUAACAUUUCAUCCCCCCCUGUGUGUGUGUGUGUGGCAUUUUGUAACGUUAGGGGUUGUUUUUAUGAGGGGGGUGGGGAAGGGGGAGGAGGAGGGAGUCGUUUUUGGUUUUUUUAGUAGCAAAGCUCUUCGGUGGGUACACAGCAGUUAUUUUAUAAACGCUGCCUCUUUCUCUUUUGGCCCUUAUAAGUGGCCUGAAUAUCACUACCUUUUUCUUCUAAGAAAAAGCCUUUGUGCAUUUUAAGUCGUGGUGGUGAGCUCCAGGGGAAGCCGGAGUUGAGCCUGCAUGCGGAGUUUUAAGUGUUUUAGUGAUAGCAGAGAUCCCUGAGAGGGGUUGGUUGGGGUGGCUGGCGUCCCUAGGCGGUAGCGGUCUAUAGUCUCGCCUUCAGUGAAGGGAGAGGAGACUAGAAACCUGGCAGAAUUAGGUGAACGUUAAAGAGAUACUGGUGGCAGGGUGCCUUUUAGAAGUGAGUGUUCUUUAUGCACAUUUUGCUUUUAGCACAUUUGAGUUUAUUGUGACUUUAUGUAUAUUAGGGUGUCAAAUGUUUUUUUUAUUUUUAAUCUUUAAUAAAAAAAAUACUGAAUUCACAACUGAUUGCAUGUAUUGUGGAGUAUGAUGCACUUCUAACCAGUUUAAAAAAACUAAAAAUACAGUUCCCUAUUGUUAACUAUUAACAAAAGUGUGGAAACAAUGCCAGUAAUUAAGCACUUAAUUCUUGUACUAAGCAUUGUUAGCUCAAGUACUGGAAUUCAAAUGUUUCUUUUGUUUAAUACUAGAAGACACUUAAGUUAUUGCAGCAAGCAAGGUCAUACUGGUGCAGGGUUGAUCUUAGGCCACAGAUUUCUGGGAUCCAGAUAAACUAGCCCAGUCUCAAACCUACUCUACUUGAUCUGCCAUCUGAAGGUGUUGCUCAUACAUCUACAGUCCUAACUUCACAAGUGCUACGCAAAGCCUUUCUUGGGGCAAGACUUCACAUGCCGGGGGGGGGGGGUUUGUUGGUUUUGGGUUUGGUUUUUGGGGUGUUUUUUUUUUCGCUCUUGAAUGCAAAGUUGAAUAGAGCAUGCAAUGGAUUGGGAAAGUAUUCUUUACAAUUAAAGAAGUGUUUCUAGGGGGCUGUGGGGGCACCCUCAGCUGUCUUGUGCAUGAGGUUUGACACCUCCCCUGUUCCUGCUUCUAGGAGAUGCCAGGUUAUUUAUGCUGUGAUAACAGCUUUCAGAGAGCUGUCAUUGUACAGAGAAAAACCAAAAGGAUUAUAAAGUGGCUUAAUACAUGGAAGUUCCCAAACAUAGAACAAGCGAGAAAGGAAGCAACCUAACUACCCAGGGACUAGACUUGUAACUUUCUAUUGUUAACAACCCUAUGGAAUAAUAAAAGUGGAAACUAA
Messenger RNA from Calidris pugnax (ruff), 2343 nucleotides. Its product is annotated as transcription cofactor HES-6-like. The coding region runs from base 1 to 786 and encodes 261 amino acids. The transcript is spliced from 5 exons. Lineage: Eukaryota; Metazoa; Chordata; Aves; Charadriiformes; Scolopacidae. The record is from RefSeq and is a predicted model, not a curated record. Gene Ontology annotation, cellular component: nucleus. Gene Ontology annotation, biological process: anterior/posterior pattern specification; regulation of neurogenesis; regulation of transcription by RNA polymerase II. Gene Ontology annotation, molecular function: RNA polymerase II cis-regulatory region sequence-specific DNA binding; protein dimerization activity; DNA-binding transcription factor activity, RNA polymerase II-specific.